GCGGGAGCGGGAGCGCGGCGCAAACCCGGGGCCGGCCCAGCGAGCGAGCGAGCGAGCGAGCGAGCCGGGAAGGAGGAGGGCAGCGGGAGGCGAGGCUACCGAGGCGGAGGGAUCUGCGCAUCAAAGCGAGCGAGGCGAGCAAAGUUUGGCUGGGAGUUGGACUCUCCUUCCUGGAGGUGGCACCCAAACAGCCACCCCGUGCGGAAACCCAAACUUUCUUCUGCCACUCCGAGCCCCGCGGCCGCCGUCUCCGCCCCGCGUCCGGGGCCCUCCCGAUCCCGCGCCUCUGCUGCCUGCCCGCCCGCCGCCCCUCCGCCCUUCUCCCCGCCUUGGGAGCCGCCCGGGGCGCAGGGCCGCGCGCCGAGCCCCGCCGGCUGCAGCGCCGCGGCCCGGCCGGGAGCACCGGCAAGUUCGCCGAGAGUUGAGGCGAAGUUUGGGCGGCCGCUGCCUUCCCCGGCCGAGCACCCCGCUGCGCCCCCGGCGUCCCGCCGCACCCAGCCCCGCCGGGGGCGCUCCUCGCCGCCCGCGCGCCCUCCCCAGCCAUGUCGUCCAUCCUGCCCUUCACCCCCCCGAUCGUGAAGCGCCUGCUGGGCUGGAAGAAGGGCGAGCAGAACGGGCAGGAGGAGAAGUGGUGCGAGAAGGCGGUCAAGAGUUUGGUCAAGAAGCUCAAGAAGACGGGGCAGCUGGACGAGCUGGAGAAGGCCAUCACCACGCAGAACGUCAACACCAAGUGCAUCACCAUCCCCAGGUCCCUGGAUGGCCGGCUGCAGGUGUCUCACCGGAAGGGGCUCCCCCAUGUCAUCUACUGCCGUCUGUGGCGAUGGCCCGACCUACAUAGCCACCAUGAGCUGCGGGCCAUGGAGCUGUGUGAGUUCGCCUUCAACAUGAAGAAGGACGAGGUCUGCGUGAAUCCCUACCACUAUCAGAGGGUGGAGACCCCAGUUCUACCUCCUGUGUUGGUGCCACGCCACACAGAGAUCCCGGCCGAGUUCCCCCCGCUGGACGACUACAGCCAUUCCAUCCCCGAAAACACUAACUUCCCCGCCGGCAUCGAGCCCCAGAGCAAUAUUCCAGAAACCCCACCCCCAGGCUACUUGAGUGAAGAUGGAGAGACCAGUGACCACCAGAUGAACCACAGCAUGGACGCAGGUUCUCCAAACCUAUCCCCGAAUCCGAUGUCCCCAGCACACAAUAACUUGGACCUGCAGCCCGUCACCUACUGCGAGCCGGCCUUCUGGUGUUCCAUCUCCUACUACGAGCUCAACCAGCGUGUCGGGGAGACAUUCCACGCCUCACAGCCGUCCAUGACAGUGGAUGGCUUCACCGAUCCCUCCAACUCAGAGCGCUUCUGCCUGGGACUGCUCUCAAAUGUCAACAGGAACGCGGCCGUGGAGCUGACGCGGAGGCAUAUCGGGCGAGGCGUGCGGCUGUACUACAUCGGAGGCGAGGUCUUCGCAGAGUGCCUCAGCGACAGUGCCAUCUUUGUCCAGUCUCCCAACUGUAACCAGCGCUACGGCUGGCACCCAGCCACCGUCUGCAAGAUCCCACCAGGAUGCAACCUGAAGAUCUUCAACAACCAGGAGUUUGCCGCCCUCCUGGCUCAAUCUGUCAACCAGGGCUUCGAGGCCGUGUACCAGCUGACCCGGAUGUGCACCAUCCGCAUGAGCUUCGUCAAGGGCUGGGGAGCCGAGUACAGGUCGGGGCUGGGGCGCUUGUCCCUGGGAUGCGGGGACUGCAGGUGGCUCAGAACGCAGAGCAAGGGCUCCCCAGAGAUGAGCGAGGCUGGCCCUUGCCCCGAAGAGCAGAGGGACCAGGGAUCCGAGCGGGGCCAAGUCCCACUAGACAGGGAAGAGCUGAGCAGUGCUCGCCCAGUUUCUCAGGAGCUGGGAGCGUUCCAUCCUCGCCACAACCCUGGGUGGGGACGCUGGCAUUGUCCCUGUUGUACGGAUGAGGGAACAAAGGCCCAGGGAGGGAAAGCGACUAGCCUGAAGUUGCAUCAUUUGUGGAAAAGCUGAGCCUAGAACUGUGUCCUCUUGGCGUCUUCCUCCUUGUUCGUUCUGGGCAGAUGGUUUUAGGAAGACCCUCUCCGGGGAGUUAAGUCUUCAUCUCACUGUUCCUUCUCUCCUCUGUGGCUCCAUCUCUGACCCGGUGACCCUGAGGAUCUAGGAUAUUAAAACUGAGAAGCAGGGAAGGGAGGAGGAGAUUUGGGUGGUCAAAGGAACAAAAUUUACUUGCUCAGAAAUGAUUUUUUCAGAAUUUCUGAGAUACUGGUUUUAACAUGGCACUGGUCAGGGGUGUCCCUGGUUUGCUCUGUCGAAUCUCUCGGGCCACUCUGGCGUGGGCUUAGAGAAGCCCGUUCCUUUUCCUUCCACACCUGGACAGGAGUUUCCCCUAGAGGCAGGUCUGUGUGCCCAGCCCCGACUCCGCGGCAGACACAGAGGUGCCCGCACGUCAGCUGGAGCCAGUGCCUUGCAAGUUACUCUCCCCUUCUCUUCAUUUUUCCAGAUGUUUGGAAUCCAUUUUGUUUUGCAGUCAUUCUGCACCCAGGCCAAACCCAUUUCAGUAUUGGCUCUGGGCCACCAUUUAUAAUGAAAUCCAGAUGAGCAUGACUUAUGGAAAGUCAGAUUCUCAUUAGAGGAUUUCGGUCCAUAAAAUCCUCCUCUUUCAUUUACCGUACUUUAGCUGCUGUUCUCCGUGUCUGCCCCACAGUGCCAGGGAACACAGCACCUUGGUCUCUGGCGUCUCUCUCAAAUCCGGGAUGAAUGACCCGUUGAGCUAUCCGAGUGGUCAGCCGCCGGAGAACUCACAACCCGGUUAUAAUGGCCUGAGAUUAGCCCAGGCCCAAAGGCCCAGCCCGAGGGACGUUUUAGCUCACCUUUUGGUCUUGGCUGAAUCAUUUAGGGAGCAAGAGUUGAAAGGUUAGAAAAUUAAUCUUCUUUUUAGUUGGGGAAGGGAAAUAUUUAAAGAUGGACCCGGUGGAAAAGAGCCAGCGGGAGGUCCAUUUAUCCCUGUUAGCACUCGGACUGCAGUCUAGAGGGCCACCCUCAGGCACCCAGGUCAGGCAGGCACGCCAGGGCCGAGUCUGCAAGCCCGUUUCUAAUCCUCCACUCGGGAGAAGCGCAGGCCAAGCAAGCAGGGUGGUGACCUCGGGCCAGCGGCUCUUGACCUGGCGCAGCACUGCAGUCCUCCAGGUUCAAGUGCUUGGGAAGAGGCCCCCGCUGGCAGAAGCCUUUCCCUGGGGGCACUGUGUCACCGUGCAGGACAUACCGCCAGCACACCCAGUCCUGUGCAGCCCACCACGUCACUGCCACCUGGCAGCGCCGCAGAGCAACCUAACUGGCGGUGCGGCCCCUUCCCAGAACAGCCUCGCCCUCCUCCUGCCUCCGGGGCCAAGGAGAGUAAGGUUUCACCCCUUCCUGUGAGGUGGCUGGAAGCAGAGCCCAGGCCUCUCACCUCCAGCUGGCACCAGCGCCUCCGGCCUCAGCAGAUAGCCUUUGCUCGGUGGAGGCCUUUGGGAGCCUGCCUGCAAGCUGCGUCAUCAACCAGCCCGAAUUUAGACAAAGUGCUUUGGGGAAAAGAAACGUGUGGUGUGCCUUGGUUUUUUCCAGUAAUUGUUCCACGGCUCGCUCUGCUCGUAAGAUUUUCCAAAAUAAGGCCAUAGAUGGGAAUUGUAUCAGCACGUUGGGGACCGACAGCAUGUGGACUCUGUCGGCGCCCUGUAAGAAACACCCCUCAAUCAGGCAGACGCAUGUCAUCGCGGCCUGCUGGGGGUAGGUCGGGGCUGAAGGCAGGGGAGCUGUAGGUGCCCUCUCAGGACAGGGGGACCAGAGAGACCUUUGCUCUGGCUGAGGUUCUCCAUCAGCAGCCCAUCAAGGCAACCGGGGGGCCUCUGGGGUACCCUGGAAUUUGCCUUACAUGUUUCUCUUUAAGGGGGCCACGUCCUUCCCUGGUGCAGGAGAACCUGAUUUACUCAAAGCCCUUCCUGCUUGGAGUUUGGCCCGGCAGUUUCAGCAAGUUAGUGGCACCUCCUCCAGGACAGGGUCUAGCAAGGCAGUCCGUAUCUCUGGCUCUGGGAAGAAGCCUGUCACCAAAGCGGGAAAAGGCAUUCUGACGUGUGUGUGUGUGCUUCUGGACAUUCUUAACAUCCCCCAACCCACCCCUUU
Messenger RNA from Lagenorhynchus albirostris (white-beaked dolphin), 4163 nucleotides. It is a transcript of the gene SMAD3, whose product is annotated as SMAD family member 3. The record is from RefSeq and is a predicted model, not a curated record. Gene Ontology annotation, cellular component: heteromeric SMAD protein complex. The transcript is spliced from 8 exons. Lineage: Eukaryota; Metazoa; Chordata; Mammalia; Artiodactyla; Delphinidae. Gene Ontology annotation, molecular function: I-SMAD binding; RNA polymerase II cis-regulatory region sequence-specific DNA binding; DNA-binding transcription factor activity, RNA polymerase II-specific. Bases 543 to 2015 code for a protein of 490 amino acids. Gene Ontology annotation, biological process: SMAD protein signal transduction; BMP signaling pathway; transforming growth factor beta receptor signaling pathway.